Messenger RNA from Mytilus trossulus (common blue mussel), 2455 nucleotides. Its product is annotated as ectonucleotide pyrophosphatase/phosphodiesterase family member 5-like. The transcript has 4 exons. Bases 78 to 1592 code for a protein of 504 amino acids. The record is from RefSeq and is a predicted model, not a curated record. Lineage: Eukaryota; Metazoa; Mollusca; Bivalvia; Mytilida; Mytilidae.
UAAAGGCGGCUGCAAAAAAUUAUCAAAAGACACUUAGUAUUCAGAAAUACAACACAUUAAACUUAGUGAAUUAAACUAUGAAUCAACAUACAUUUCAUGACUUGUCAUACUUGUUGCUGCUCUGGACAACAACUUCAAUGUCUUCAUCACUAGGUGGGAAAAUCCCAAAGUUAAUUCUUAUUUCGAUGGAUGGUUUUAGGUACGAUUAUUUAGAUAAUGUUCCGUCAGAAAAGAUAACUAAUUUCACCAAUCUGAUUAAAAAUGGCGUGAAAGCAAAAUAUCUAGAAAAUGUCUUCCCGACAGUUACAUAUCCAAACCACAUGACAUUAGUAACAGGACUGUAUCCAGAAAGCCAUGGUGUUAUUCAUAACAGUUUUUGGGAUCCAUACCUAGAAGAUGGAUUUUCGUUGAUCGAUUUCAGACGGAAUUUCGAAUCAAAGUGGUUCGACACCGGCGCAGAACCAAUAUGGGUAACUAAUUUCAAAGCUGGAUCGUCAAGAGACAGUGGUGUGAUAUUGUGGCCAGCUGGUGUGGCACAAAUUAAGUCAUACAUGCCACGUGUUAUACCGGCAGGCGACGACUUCAAUGAAACUAACUGGAAUUUGAGAGUGGACACUUUAGUCAAGUGGUUUCAGAAUGAUAAAUCAAAUAUUAGACCAAUUAAUUUAGGAAUAUUGUAUUUUCCUGAUCCAGACGAAACAGCUCAUGGGUUUGGUCCUGAUAAAAUUGAUGGAACUAUUACCGACGAAGUACAACAGAAAAUUUUUCAGCUUGAUGCUUCAUUGGGUUAUCUGAAGAAAAAGUUGAACGAAUCAAACCUAUGGGAUGAGAUGAAUAUAAUAAUUACUGCCGACCAUGGUCACACAAAUCUUCUGUCUUUGGAAAAGGGGCAGAUUAACUUAGAUAAAUAUAAUAUUGAUAGAAAAUUUUAUAAAACCGGAAGCGACAUGAAAAACCAUCUUGUGGUGAAUUUAGAGCCUACUGAAGGCACCGAUGUAGAAAAAUUAUAUCAAAAUUUAAGUGCUAUUCCAAAGAUGCAUGUGUACAGAAAAUGUGAUGCUAAUUUGACAAAGUUGCAUUAUUGCAAGAACAGAAGGAUCAUGCAGUUUGUUCUAGAAGCAGAAGAAGGAUAUUACAUUGGCAACACUGACACAUUAAAACAUAUUUCAAAAGGUGGCCAUGGCUACGACCAAAACAAAGUGCCAAAUAUGCGACCAUUCUUCAUCGCCUUUGGGCCAGCAUUUAGAAAAGGCCUUAUUUCAGAGUCAUUUGAAUCAGUCAAUAUUUAUCCACUUAUGUGUCAUAUACUUGGGAUACAUCCAGCUCCCAACAAUGGAUCUCUAGACAAAGUACGUCAUCUGUUAAUUCAACAACCUUUUAUUCGGACGGAAACGUUCCAGCUUACACUGAUUACUUUUUUAACUGUGUUCGUUUUUGCUACAUGCAUUGGUGGUCUAUAUUCUAUCGGAGCGUUUUAUCAGGUAAGAUUUCGCCGACGGAAGAGAAAAAGAGGCAGUCAUGGCGGCAAGGAAUACAAAAAAUCUUUACUCAAAGAUGACAAAGACGACGAAGAAAGUUGCGAUGAACUUUAGAUGAUCAAACUGUAACUGACAAAAAAACAAUUUUCGUUUCAAGCAACAAAUGUUGUUAUGCAUACCUGUAAGUGCGUUUGUAUUCCAUGUAAUUAUGUCACCUUCAAAUAGGUGUUAUCAAAACUUGCAUGUUAGAAUGAUUGAAUUUAAAUCGAAGGCAAACAAACAUGCCAAUCGUUGGAGUUUAGUGUCAUUUUUGCACUCUUAUCAAUAUGAUGGCGGUUUUUAUUCCGAAACCUUGAGGGGUUUUUUACAGAUAAGAAUACGCAAUAUUUUUCUAGUAAUGAUGAAGACAGUGGUGUUAUUCUAUUGUAUUACAAAUGAAUGUAGGAUUUUAUAUGCAAUACAUAAAUUUGUUGCAUCACAAAGUCAACGUGUGGAUGGUUGUCUCGUUGAUCCUCAUUGGCAAUCAUACCACAUUUUUUUUUUAUGUGCAUAUUGUCAAGAAUUCCAGUUUGCACACAUUCUACAAUAGAAUCAUUUCACUUUAAGGUUUCUUUUCAAUAUUCUAUAAUUGUGUGUGCUGUAAUAUCCUCCCUUCUCGAAACUUUGUAUCUCAUGCUAGAUUACAAUGUUUUGUUUUUUUUAGGUCAAGGAUCAGUAAAUGACCAGUCCAUAGAAUUUUUAAAAAUUUAGAACUCAAUUAGAUAUUGAAAAUAUGCAUCAGAAAAUGUGAAAAAUAGUAUAUGUCACCGACUUCGUUUAAAAUAUUGCCAUUUUAUCAAGUUCAAGUUUAAAUACUUAUAAAAUCAUUUAGAUAGUUACUCAUUAAUACAUGUAUACACAUUUUACCCACUCAAAAUAUACACAAAAUGACAAGUUGGUUGAAUUUACUUGCAUACAAUAUUUUCAACAUAAAAAAA